Sorex araneus (European shrew) is the source of this 3381-nucleotide messenger RNA. Its product is annotated as maestro heat-like repeat family member 5. The transcript has 27 exons. The record is from RefSeq and is a predicted model, not a curated record. Gene Ontology annotation, cellular component: cytoplasm. Lineage: Eukaryota; Metazoa; Chordata; Mammalia; Eulipotyphla; Soricidae. The coding region runs from base 1 to 3381 and encodes 1126 amino acids.
AUGGCGACAGGAUCAGGCCAGACCACCAAAGUUGCCAGCCUGAAGGGCCACCUGGAGCUGGUGCGCAGGAGUCGCUAUGAGCAGCUGAGUCCCCCAGCCCCAUGGAGAAACGAGAGGCCCGUGUGGGUGUCCUUGCCCGUGACACUGUCCCCUGCGGACACUGGCCAGGAGCACCUUCUCUGCUUCUCUCCACCUGCAGAAGGCCAGGGCAAUGACCCCUCGUGGGAGGCUGAGAUGGUGCAGCAGCUGCGGGCGUUGCCAAGGGAGGGGCAGGAGGGGCUGCUACAGAGUCUGCAGUGCUGCCUGGAGGCGCAGGACUUCACGUCCUGCCUGACGGUUCUCCAGGUCUCAGGCAAGGACAAAGAGUCCAGCACCAGUGUCCAGGACCUCCUGUCACCCCUGAACCUGGACUCCUCGCUGCCUCUGGGCAAGAUGCUCCUCUUCCGCCUCUAUGGGCUGGUGCUCAGGGAAUGCGCCAGCGCUGAGCUGGUUCAGUCCCAUCUGAAGACGCUUCUGGACCUGUCCCCCGUGUGGUUCAGCGAGCGGGAGGGCAUCGCGCUGGCCGUGGGUAUCACGUCUGUCUCGCACCUGGAGGCCACGUGGACAGUGCUGGAGCAGCUGGGCCGCACGUGGUCCCUGAAGCUGCGGCCUGCAGCCACAGUCAGUCAGGACCUGGUUCUGUGCUGGAAGCGGGUCAGCAGGACCUGCCUGCUGUGCUACGGGCAGGUGGCACUGCACGCCGGGAGCCAGGCACUGCCCUGGGUGGACAACAUCAUGGCCCGCAUCAUCUACUACUACUCCUGUGGCAGAUAUGACAACGCCCUGAAAAGCAGCUUCCUGGUGGCCAGCACCAUGCUGCUGCGGGCGCUGCAGCGCUCGGCGGACGCCCAGAGCUACAAGUUCACGCAGGUUCCAGAGCUCAUCCAGUGUCUCCUGAUCGCCCUGCAGAAGGAGCCCCCUUUCCUGGCCACCCACUUCCGGCAGAGGGCCAUCAUGGUCAUUGCAGGACUGAGCACCCUGCGUCCCGGCCUGAGCCCGGCGCUGCAGUCGCGCAUGCUGCAGGUUUGUCUGCGGUCCCUCUACACGCUGCCGCCCCCCGAGCAGCUCCGCAGCACUCUGCCUUCCUUGCACUCGGUCCCUGAUGUCCUGAGGCUGUCAGCGCCCAGGGCUGAGGGGCCGGGCAGUGCCCCGGCCAUGCUCAUCGAGGGCCGCGUAUGUGCUCAGAUGCUGUACCAGAAGAGCUCGCAGGCCCUGGACCUGCUGCUGCGGAAACUCGUCCUGGACAACAACACUAUGGACGAGAUCUCCUUCAUCCUACAGCACAUGGAGCCGUGGCUUGAGUCCAGCAGCACCCAUGAGCGGCAGCGGGUCACCCGCUCCAUCUUCCUGCUGCUGCAGUACCUGGCAGACACCCAGAGGCUGACCGUGGGCCUACUGCUGCUGCUGUGGCACGACGAGGACCAGGCCACCCAGAGCCACUCGCACCAGUGUGCCUACCUGCUGCUGCACCUCCUCCAGCAUAAGCAGAGCGUGGCCGAAUUCAUGCGCUUGAACAGGCUGAAGAACGUGGAAGCGAGGACCUAUCAGGAGUCGGAACGGAAGCUGUAUCCCGUGGUGAAGGCCCUGAACAGGAACCUGUCGGUGGGGCAGCACACGCAGCUGGUGCUCACGCUCCUGCAGGGGCUCAGCAGCGGCGGGCACCUGCGCAGCGCCCUGGCUUCCCAGGUGCUCCUCACCAUCUUUGAAGACAGCUCCAUCAAGCCUGAGCAGGUGAUGGAGAUCCUGAAGGGCCUGUCCCAGGAACUGCCUAGCCUCAAGUCCAAGAAUGUCCAGGUGGCCAUGCUGAGGGCCAUGACCCUGCUGGGAACCCAGUACCCACAGGAAUGUAUCGAGGUGAUGUUCACGCUGAGUCCCCCAUCCGAGAGGAAGCUCAUUCCCCUGUGGAGAGCCCUGGUCACCACUGAACAACUGGCCCACAAGAUCAUUACCCUGCUGUACACAAACCUGAAGUUGCGGCCAUCCAGGGAGCUCGUCCAGCCGCAGGAGCAGGCGGAGGUCAUCUCCCUGCUGGCCCUUGGCACCAUCUACGAGCUCCUGUAUGUCCCAGAGUUCAGACCCACAGUACACUGGGCCUUCGCUGGCAUCCUCCUGGGCCUGCUGACACAGAUGCUCUACCUGUUCGAGCUGGGCAUGGGGCAGGACCUCUCCCACUACCAGGAGGACAUCCUGGAAAGGCAGCCUCUGGGCCCUUGCAGGACCUGCCUGGAGGCGCUGAAAGGUCUCUUCUGGACCACAGGCAACUGGGAGGUGUUCGCCUACGUGAAGCUGCUGCAGGGCUGGGAGCUCUUUGAGCACCCCGAAACCUACACGGAGGGGUUGAGCCUCCUGGCCAGGGCCAUGGUGCAGUACAGCUGCGAGAUCAAGGCUGUCCUGGGCCAGGCAAUCAUCUCCAUGAAGAGCUACGAGCAGCGGGACCACAAUGUGGCCAUCGUCCUGGUCACUGAGCUUCUCAACAGCCCGGACAUCACCCUGCAUGCCUCCCGGCAGAGCAUGAAGAGCAUCCUGACGCUGGGCCUGGGCAACUCCAGCCAGCUGGUGCAGACCACGAGUCUGAAGGGUCUCAGCAGUGUCAUGAUCCAUCCCAAGAAGGUAUCCCUGCUCCAGAAAGAGCUGGUCCGGCUUCUGGACAGUUUCCUGAUGCCCGAGCCGCAAGACUUCGUGGCACUGGUGGCGCUCCUGGGGGAAAUCCUGCAUCACUUGGGAGCACGGGGCCCUCGGGCCUCCGACAUCAAGCUCCUGCAGCUGCUGCAGCCUCUGUUCGAUGAUGAGGACGAAGAGGUGCGUGGUGCCGCCAUCAAGUUGUACGGGGAAGUUCUGCACAGCGGCAAGAAGUCCCGGAUUCAGCUCCGGAACCAGGUCUUCCAGGCCGUGGUACCACUGCUCCUGCAUCUGGCCGACCCCUGCCCCGACGUGGUCCUGAAGACAAAGUUCACAUUCCUACGCUGUGCCACCCUGCUCAAGUGGCAGUUCCAGAAGGAGCUGUUCAGCAGGCUGGCAUGGGGCCAGGGUCUGGGUGCUGAGACCGACAUCUUCACCUACACAGUGGAGAGCAACUUCGGCAACUACCACCUGCUUCUGCUCCAGGGCCUGGCUUACUUGGAGAGCCCCUACAAGAGCGUGAAGCUGGCUGCCCGGAAGUUCGUCGGGACCUUGCUGCAGGACUACUUCGCAGAUAUCUGCUUCUUCCUAAAGAGGGAUGGCAUAAAGAUCAUCAGGAGCAACUUUGAGAGCCUUGGUCUGGAGGAGGACCUGGACAGCCGCAGGUUCUACCGGGACUUCCAGGAGGACCUCGCCGAGCUGUCACGCUGCACCUCCUACUGA